Molecule: messenger RNA, 1222 nt
Organism: Myxocyprinus asiaticus (Chinese sucker)
Lineage: Eukaryota; Metazoa; Chordata; Actinopteri; Cypriniformes; Catostomidae
Product: zinc finger protein 239-like
Exons: 1
Coding region: 115-627 (170 amino acids)
Cellular component (GO): nucleus
Source: RefSeq, a predicted model, not a curated record
CUGAAAACUCACACAGAAGAGAAACGUUGCAAGUGUUCUUCUUGUUGAAAGAGUUUUACACGCCUGGACUAUUUUAAAGAGUACGAGAAAAUACAUACCAGUGUGGGAGCUCAUAUGUGCUUUGAAUGUGGAAAGAUCUUUACUACAGCCAGCAACUUGAAUCAGCACCAAAGAAUUCAUACUGGAAAGAAACCAUACAAGUGCUCACACUGUGGAAAGAGUUUCAGUAAGUCACAAAACCUGAAAGCACACGAGAGAAUUCAUACUGGAGAAAAACAUUACAUGUGCUCACACUGUGAAAAGAGUUUCACACAGUCACAAAACCUGAAAAGACAUGAGAGAACUCAUACUGGAGAGAAACCAUACAAGUGCUCACACUGUGGAAAGCAUUUCACUCUGUCACAAAACAUGAAAACACAUGAGAGAAUUCAUAUUGGAGAAAAACCAUACGAGUGCUCACUGUGGAAAGAGUUUCACUUGUUCAAAAAGCUUAAAACACAUGAGAGAAUUCACUCUGGAGAGAAACCAUACCACUGCUCUUCAUGUGAGAAAAGUUUCAUCUCAUUAAGUACUUUACAGAAACAUGAAAAAAAGAUUUGCCCACGUAGUCACAGUGAGCAAGAAUAAUCUUCUGGUCCAAUUAUAUCAAGUAAAUAUUGAUAAUAAAUCCAAAUAUGGAAUUUCACUAUAAAAAAAUUAUUUUGACAUUUAGUUGUAUCAAGGUGAUAUUUUUGGAUACUGCCCUCAUGUAAAACAUAAAAAAUGGCAAAACAUCUAUUGCUAAACACUCAUGCAUGGUGAACAUAUGCAAGUUUGCAUCUUUACUAUGACUAUUGACUAAUGUGGACUUGCUUGCAAAAGUGAUCUGUCCACAUAUAACCUGCAAUUUCAACAACAAAAUAAUCAGAUUUGAGGAAAAAAAUCUGUUUUUUCCUGAUGUGUGAACAAAGCAUAUGUGACUCCUAACCAAACUAUUGCGUGUGCAGCCGUGUCUUAAAAUGAGACCAUCCUGCAGUGCAACGAAUGCAGAGCUAACAUGACAUGAAAGUUAGCAUCACUGAAUACUAACUAUACCAGUGGAUUUUUGGAGGGGCAAGUGAUAGAGAAUUUUACUUUUAAGGGCAGACUUUUUCUUGGCACCUACAUAAAAUCUAGAGGUUUUCAAGAGAUUUUGUAGGUGUAGUGAGAUUUCUACUACACCUUCCAGAGGUGUAUAGUUGUG